ACACGACGCACCGCUCGCGCAUCGGCACUCCUCGCGCGCGCAGCUUUCCUUCCCCCCCUUCCUUCAAUCCGACAUCUCACUCCACACCUUCCCUCGACCUCUCGUUCUCUCUCCCCUCUCCUCCUCCCCCUCCUCCUCGUCUCCCCUCUUUCCCCUCGGCGUCCUCCUCGUCAUCGUUGUUGUCGCCCUCGUCGUCCGUUCGCCUUGUCGUCCCGUCGUCGACCAUCACCGUCUUGCCAAACACAAAGAGACCGGGCCGUGCGCAUCAAUCCAUCAAGGCCGAUUGAACGCCAAUUAAACCCAACAAGUCGCCCGCCCUUUCCCGCUCAAGCCACCCAGCCAGCCAGCCAGCCAGAGGACUUGCCCCCUUGUCCUCGACUACCGACUCUCUCGCUGUGUACCUCUUGUACACACAUUCGGCCGCCUCCGCCCGCAAAGUAAAGCAAAGCCAGCCAGCCAGGCAAUUCAAACUCUUUUGAAGAACUCAACCACCGUCGUCCAUCACACUUUGGUCGUCUUCCCUCGCAUCACUUGAUUGUUUGCUUUCAUACACUUCAUCAUCACCCACCGCUCGCUGGCACAUCUGCAUCGACCUAACAGCAACCCCCGUCGCUGGAUCCAACAAUGGCCACAACGCAUGUGAUUGCGUCCACCCCGAGCGCUCACCUCUCGGGCGGAGGAAGCCACUCUUCCAGCUCGAGCAACAUUGUCGGUGUCCACUACAAGGUCGGCAAGAAGAUUGGAGAGGGCUCAUUUGGCGUCAUCUUUGAAGGAACCAACUUGCUCAACUCGCAGACGGUUGCCAUCAAGUUUGAACCCCGCAAGUCGGAUGCGCCUCAAUUGCGAGACGAGUACCGGUCGUACAAGAUCCUCAGCGGAUGUCCCGGCAUCCCCCAGGUCUACUACUUUGGCCAGGAGGGCUUGCACAACAUCCUCGUCAUCGACCUGCUGGGUCCCUCGCUCGAGGACUUGUUUGACAUGUGCGGACGCAAGUUCUCGGUCAAGACAUGCUGCAUGGUUGCUCGUCAGAUGCUCUCGCGUGUCCAGACCAUUCACGAGAAGAACUUGAUUUACCGUGAUAUCAAGCCAGACAACUUCCUCAUCGGCCGCCCGGGCACGAGGGGUGCCAACAUUAUCCAUGUUGUCGACUUUGGCAUGGCCAAGCAGUACCGCGACCCCAAGACCAAGCAGCACAUCCCUUACCGGGAGCGCAAGAGUCUGAGUGGAACUGCUCGUUACAUGUCGAUCAACACGCACCUGGGGCGAGAGCAGUCUCGACGCGACGAUCUCGAGGCUCUUGGCCACGUCUUCUUCUACUUCCUCCGCGGUGGUCUCCCCUGGCAGGGCCUCAAGGCUGCCACCAACAAGCAAAAAUACGAAAAAAUUGGCGAGAAGAAGCAGUCUACGCCAAUUGCAGAGCUCGGCGAGGGCUACCCUUCCGAGUUUGCCAUCUACCUGAGCUACGUCCGCAAGCUCACGUUUGACGAGACGCCCGACUACGACUUCCUUCGCGACCUCUUCCUCACGGCGCUCCAGAACGCAGGCGAGGUUGAUGACCAGAUUUACGACUGGAUGCUGCUAAACGGCGGCCGGGGAUGGGAGGCUGGCACUUCGCACUCGCAGAGCGCCGAUGUCACACGCCAGCAGACGAGGACACGGGACAACCGUGGCGACCGGGUCGACCGACUCCGAAACGGCGGAUCUGGUGGUGGAAACACGCCCCGCGGCGCUCGCCGGUCUCAAUCGGCACUGCCCAACGCUUCCAACCAGGCCAUUGUUGGCGUUUCGGCCCCCUCGCACCAAAACUCGCGACGCCAAUCGCAGCAGGGGCACCCCUUCGCGUCGGCCAACGCUGCGCAGCCCGGACACGAGGGCUACGAUGCGGCCAACGCCCAGGGCAACAAGGGCGCGCAGCCCAUCUCGCCGAUGAACGUCAACUCGCGCCCUGGUGGCACGACUGGCAACUCUCAGCAGGUCGGCGAGGGCGACUAUGUGCCCGAGCACCGUGGUGGCUUCCUGGCGUUCAUCACCUGCCGCUCGUGCAGGUAGUCGUCGUUGUUGUCAUCGACACGUCUCUCACGGCACGCACGGCGACGGCGGCACCCGGGUCUCUUGUCACCCCACCGCCGCCUGCCUCGUGUUCCUUCUACGCUUCUCUCCUAUUGUUGCUGUCGCGCUUGCAUUUGCACACUUUAAUCGUUGUUCCCCGGCCUUGCGGUUGCCGUCGUCGUACCGCCCGGAGAAGGAUACCACACGCUCCUCUCUCCUCAAGACACAUCCCCCUCGCGCCUGGUCAACAGCUCCGUGGUGCUCACGAUAUACCCCCUACAUAUCUUAUCACUCCUGUCUAACCCUCGCCCUCGCCAUACGCGCCAUCCCUCUUCUCUUCCGCGACGAGUGUCAAUGUGCAUAGAUAUCUUCUGUUUUCAUGAAUGGGCUGCAGACA
This is a messenger RNA of Vanrija pseudolonga, 2446 nucleotides long. It is a transcript of the gene cki2, whose product is annotated as Casein kinase I 2. Gene Ontology annotation, cellular component: cytoplasm; nucleus. Gene Ontology annotation, molecular function: ATP binding; protein serine/threonine kinase activity. NCBI's taxonomy places the organism in Eukaryota, Fungi, Basidiomycota, Tremellomycetes, Trichosporonales, Trichosporonaceae. The record is from RefSeq and is a predicted model, not a curated record. The transcript is spliced from 6 exons. Gene Ontology annotation, biological process: signal transduction; endocytosis; peptidyl-serine phosphorylation. The coding region runs from base 625 to 2049 and encodes 474 amino acids.